CCUACGUACAAUUUCGUGAUUACUUAAUCCUUGGUAACAGCACGUAACCGGCUGUUUUACUUCCUUGCAGGAGUUCUUCAACGCAGCCAAAAACGCUCUCCUCUCCGGGUCAUUUCUUAUCAAACAGCGACAACAUCAUUAAACAGUCAGGAUGUCUGCCUAUGACCAGAAUGAUUCCAAGUUGAUGCGGAAAGUGAAGGAGAAUCCAUUUGUUCCAGUUGGAAUUGCAGGAUUCUUUGCCAUCGUUGGCUACAGACUGAUGAAGAUGAAGAGUCGCGGAGACACAAAGAUGUCGGUGCACCUUAUCCACAUGCGUGUAGCUGCGCAAGGCUUUGUGGUUGGAGCCAUGACAGUUGGUGUCCUUUAUAAAAUGUACAAUGAUUACAUCGUAAAACCCCGAGAAGAACAGAAAGCGGCGCAAGACAAGUGAACCCAGCCUCUUCCACACUUGCUUUAUGUCCCUCAUACUAAUGUAUUAUCUACACCAGAGGUCUCAAACUUGUGGCCCCCCAAUCAAUUCCCCGCGGCCCGCCACUUAAUGUCAAGUUAUGAGUUAUUUCUGUAUGAAAGAAGGACUUAUUUUCACUCACUGACCAGCUACCGACCAAGCUAGACAGUCAGUGGCCCCCAGGUCAUUUGAGUUUGAGACCUCUGAUCUACACAGAUGUAUCAUAUUAUUUGAACAGGCACAAAUCUUUUUAGCAGCUCACCUCUUCUGUACAUGGCUGUAAUGUAUUGAUCAUACUUCCACCAUAGGGUCUAGCUGGUGUACCACUGAUCCCAGCCACUGGACUCUCUGUGUGCCUGUGGUUAUAAACCCUGCUGGUUUGAUGUUCUGACAUGACUCGACUCGAGUUUUGUUGUCCCUUUUUAAAUGAUCAAUGGUAAGUCAGUGGAAGAUAAAAUGCACGAUGUGUAGCAUAUUUAAAAACCGUGACCAACCUGGUCAUUUAGUUUCAACCACCAUCAUGGCCACCGUAUAUUCUUGUAUAUAUUAUAGCCCCUUUUUAUUUAUUUAUUUAUUUUUAAAAAAGGGCCUCUGAAUAUAAGCAAGGAAUACUUUGACAACUCUGGACUUACAGCUAGACCUGAGCUCUCAGAACACCAGAGAUACCAUUCUUUAAAAAAAAAAAAAAAAUUAAAUAAUGAUAUGGAAAUGAAAAUAAAAUAAAAGAAAACAGCUUAAAAAGGGCCUCAUUUCUUUAUUAGACCAUAUGAGCAUAUUGUACAAUUACACUGGGCUUCAUUUAAAAGAUAUUCCAAUUGUUAUCAUCAUGCUGUGAUUUACAGGGAUCCAGAAUUUCACAAGCCCUCAACUGACCUCUAAACCUACAGACAGGUGUGCAUAAAAACAACUGUGUUACCUGCUUCAUGACGUAUAUGCCUUAAUUUAUAAACACAAAGCCAAGCUUUGGAUGUUUUGUGCAAAUGCAGAGCAGGGUAUUUUAGAAUAUUUUUUGUUUUGUUUUGUUUUUCAUUUGGAAAUAAAAAGUGACAAGUA
Messenger RNA from Solea solea (common sole), 1501 nucleotides. RefSeq names its product HIG1 hypoxia inducible domain family, member 1A (gene higd1a). The coding region runs from base 152 to 430 and encodes 92 amino acids. The record is from RefSeq and is a predicted model, not a curated record. The transcript has 4 exons. Gene Ontology annotation, biological process: mitochondrial respirasome assembly. Lineage: Eukaryota; Metazoa; Chordata; Actinopteri; Pleuronectiformes; Soleidae. Gene Ontology annotation, cellular component: mitochondrion.